Messenger RNA from Closterium sp. Yama58-4, 3438 nucleotides. The record is from the annotation of a GenBank genome assembly. NCBI's taxonomy places the organism in Eukaryota, Viridiplantae, Streptophyta, Zygnematophyceae, Desmidiales, Closteriaceae.
AUGGCCUCUAUUCGCGUUCUUUCCUUCGAUGCUGAGGGCCGUCCCGUGCAGUUCACUUCCUGGCUCGACGACCUGCAGUUGUAUCUUAUGAGCAAUAGCACGGACCACAUCUCCCUCUAUGACUACGCGUCUGGUGCUGCCGCUGCUCCUGCUGCCACAGCCGAGCUUAGUGUACGUUCCCAGUGGCAGACUCGUGACGCUGCAGCUCGCCUGGCUAUUCGCAGUCACCUGCCGUUCGCUGAGCUAGAGCACUUUGGCGACUGCAAAACCGCUAAAGCCCUAUACGACGCUGUCGUUGCUCGCUACUCCUCACCUGCCACAGCCGAGCUUAGCCGUCUCAUGCUGCCUUACCUGUUCCCUGACCUGUCCACCUUUGCUACAGUCGCCGAUCUUAUCACCCACCUUCGCACUAGUGAUGCUCGCCUGCGUGCCGCCCUUCCCACCGAGUUCUGCGCUAAGAACCCCCCUCCCCUGUACUGGGCACUCCACUUCAUAGUCACCCGUCUCCCUGACACCCUCAGCUCAGUGCGCGACUAUUUCCUUGCUCGCUGUCCCACUGAGCUCACUGUCGCCCUCCUAGAGGAGAAGCUGCUAGCAGCCGAGAAGAGCAUUGUAGCUGUAGGUGCUGCUCGCGGCGCUCCUCGCACCCCCAUCUUUGAGGGGUGCUCUCCCUCUCCCCUCGCUCCCUCCUAUGCUACUGCUGCUGCUGUUGACUUCCUUGGUGCUGAGUCUGCUGGCGCUGCUUCUGCUCCUGGUGGGAGGCGCCGCACCGGCAAGGGCAAGGGGGGCAAGGGUGGCGGGGGUGGCGCUGGGGGGGGAGGGGGUGGGGGAGGUGGGGGGGGAGGCGGUGCUGGAGGGAGCGGUGGCGGGAGUGCCGGUGGGAGUGGGGCCGGCGGCGGAGGCGGGGGCGGCGGCGGGAGCAGUGGCGGUGGUGGCAGCGGCGGCAGUGGCGGCGGUGGCGGUAGUGGCGGUGGCGGUGGCGGUGGUGGCGGUCGGAGCGGAGGUAGUGGCGGCGGUGGAGGUCGGAGUGGAGGCACCGGCUCGGGCCAGAGCUCCCAGCAGCAGCAGCGUCCCCAGUCGACCCAGCAGCUUCGUGAGUGGCUUGCUCAGCGUGGGACGUCGGGGGGCAGUGGCCGCUGUUCCUAUGUCAUUCGCACAGGUGAUCGCAAGGGGCAGACGUGUGGAAAGUUCCACACUCAGUACCGCUGCUUCUUCCGCCUUGACGACGCUUGGCGUGAGGAGAUGGGCGAGGAUGUUGAGCGCCCUCGCUGGGCUGAGCUGAUGAGGGCUGGUGUUGAUAUCUUUGCUCUUGACUAUGAUGCUAUUAUUGCUGCCAUGUAUGCAUUGACUGUUAGUGCCGAGGGAGACUGUUACUUCUGUGUGCCGCCUGACUCAGGUAUAGGGCCCACUGCCCUAGGUCCUAGUGAGUCUGCUCUCUCUGGUAUGGUGCCCCCUGUACCUGCUCCCUCCAGCACUGUCCCUGCUGCUUGCGAGUCUGCUCUCUCAGGUACAGCACCCACAGAGACUGCUCUCUCAGGUACCGCACCGGCUGAGGCCUGUCACACCUUCACUCUUGACUCAGGUGCUUCCCGUUGUUUCUUUCGUGACAGUACUGAGCUCACACCGCUUCCUGCACCGGUCCCAGUCUCCUUGGCUGACCCCUCUGGGGGCCCAGUCCUUGCCCAGUCCACCACUGUACUCCCUUGUCCGGCGGUUCCGUCUGGCUCGUUGUCGGGUUUCCACCUCCCCUCGUUCUCGACGAACCUGGUGAGCAACGCUGUCAUCCAGGAUCAGUGGGUUGACACCUUUACCCCUGGAGGACAGCGUGUGGCGAUCUGCACGUGCUCUAGGACCGGCCGUCACCUGGCUACGUUUACCCGUCGGCCGGGGUCGAGUCUCUACACACUGACCACUGCGUCUCCUCAGGUCGCUGCUGUCGGUCAGGUGUCUGCGUCAGGUCUGGUAGCCCACGCCUGUGAGUGUCGUUCCCUGUCGCACCAGACUCUUCUCUGGCACCACCGCCUGGGUCACCCCUCCUUGCCACGCCUUCGUGGCAUGCACCGUCGCCACCUUGUGUCUGGUCUUCCCAGGUCCCUCCCUCCCCUCCCUGCCUCGCCUGCGCCGCCUUGCCUUCCUUGCGUCGAGGGGCGGCAGCGCGCCGCUCCUCACUCCUCCUCGUUCCCCCCGACAGAGGCUCCUCUGCAGACCCUCCACCUGGACGUGUGGGGCCCAGCCCGCGUUCGUGGUCAGGGCGGUGAGCGGUACUUUUUGCUGGUUGUCGACGACUACUCGCGUUACACCACGGUCUUCCCCUUGCGCACCAAGGGUGAGGUCCCUGCUGUUCUGAUCCCUUGGAUCCGCACAGUUCGUCUCCAGCUCCGCCGCCGUUUCCGGACGGAUCUUCCUGUCCUGCGUCUGCACUCUGACAGAGGUGGUGAGUUUUCCUCCGAUCUCUUGAGGACCUUCUGUCAGGCGGAGGGCAUCGAGCAGACCUUCACGCUUCCGGACUCCCCACAGCAGAAUGGGGUUGCUGAGCGCCGCAUUGGCCUGGUCAUGGAGGUCGCUCGUACCUCCUUGGUCCACGCGGCGGCUCCCCAUUUUCUGUGGCCGUUUGCUGUCCGGUACGCCGUGCAUCAGCUCAACCUCUGGCCCCGUGUCUCCUUGCCGGAGACCUCGCCCACACUGCGUUGGACGGGGGAGGUUGGCGAUGCGUCGCGCUUCCGGGUGUGGGGUGCUCGUGCCCUUGUCCGCGAUACGUCCGCGGACAAGCUCUCCUCCCGCACGCUUCCCUGUGUCUUCCUUGGCUUUGUCCCGGACGUCACCUUUGACGAGUCGGUCCCUUUUUACCGUCUCUUCCCCUACCGCACUGCCCCCCUCCCUCCCCCGCCGCUUUUCCUUGCUCCUGGUCCCCCUCCGGUAGACCCCCUUCCCCCUCAGGGUCCUGCUCCUUCAGGUGUCUCUCAGGUAGACCCUCCUCCCGUCGCUGAGCCUGUCGAGGUCACAGGUGACUCAGGUGCUGCUGCAGGUGGUACUGCUGGGAGUGCUGAGCCUGGGGGUGCUGAGCCUGCGGGUGCUGGGCCUGGGAGUGCUGGGACUGCGGGUGCUGGAGCUGGGGGUGCUGAGCCUGGGGGUGCUGCGACUGGGGGUGCUGAGCCUGCGUGUGCGGAGUCUGGGGGUGCUGAGUCUGGGGGUGCUGAGCCUGGGGGUGCUGCUACUGAGCCUACGGAGCCUCGGGUUGCUGCGUCUGGGGGUGCUCCGGUUCGGGGUGCUGAGCAGUCUCUCACACCGCAGCAGCUUCGUGACUGGUACGUCCGGCAUUUUCGCCGUCCUAGUGGCUCGGCUGGAGUUGGGGGUGCUGGAGCUGCUCGUCCUGGGGGUGCUCGUACUGGGGGUACUGGAGCUGCCGGGACUGGUUGUUCUGGGUAUCAGAAUUACUAG